GAGGAAAAAUAGUUAAUUAUUCAUGCCAGCCAGAAGAAGGCAGAUCCUGGCUUCCCCUGUUACCAUUGCAACAAGUGACUGUGUUGGCCUAGUGAGAGCAAAGAAAGGGAAGCUGUUUUAUAGCUUAGACAAGAAAAGAUGCCUUCUCAGGAAAGAAAACCUGUCUUCUUGAGCUGCGUAACACAUAGCCAGAUGGAUUUAAGGAGGGCAAAGCCCCUCACAGCCUGCAACCAAGAAAGAAGGUCCUUUGUAUCUCAGAUUUGCUUCAUGAUUAACCACUCCUCCUGGGGGAGACCGUGUUGCCUUGGAAUCAGAGAAAAUCAGCACAGAACUAAUGCUUGGGAAGCACCUAAAACUGUUCAGUAUUAUAAAGCUGCAAAGAAAGAGUCAAACUGGACAAAGGACUCUUGUCCAUCACCAAAUGCAAAAAUGAUUUCAUCUAUACUCAUUUCACAAAUGAUUAAUGAGAAUAAAUCAAAAGAAAACAAGGCUGCCUUCUCUAUGCAGUCAGUAAUCACCCAGUCUGAUGCUUAUCACAUGAACCAAUCUUUGGCUAAUCAUAGCUCAGUCAACAUUAAUAGAGCAUUCAUAUUGCUUCCCAGAAGAUUAGGCAUUCAGAUAACUUCUGAUGACAGUGCAUUUGGAACAGACAUUGACAGCAAAGGGAUAAGACAAUGUCAUAAGCAGAAGAAAGGUUUUGCUUCCAUCACAAUCACUGCUCGACAAGUUGUUCCACCUUGUAACAGGAAAACACAGGUGGAUACUUCUUCUUGUUUGAAAUGCCAGGAAAUUAAAUCGCCAAUGAGCACUCUUCCUGCUUCAAAGGGGACUGGACUGCAUCAGCCUUGUAGACCUUUGGACACUCAAGGAUGUUGUAAAAAUAAAAAUGCCACCAAAAUAAGGAUUUCUGAACCUUGUCCACAGCUGAGCAAGAGUGGGUGGAUUUCUAACACAGAAAACAAAGAGAAUGGACUGGUCUCCCCUGGAAACAACCAUAACAAAGAAGCACCAAUUUCCUUUACUUCAAGUCUUCACCUCAGUAUUUCCCAACAUAAUCCAAAUGCAAUAUACUAUGUAGACAAAUCUCUCUCAGUGCCUGUCAAUCAACCUCAGACUAGGAACCAAAAAAUUCAUAGGUCAGUUGUGUCUUUCAGUUUAAAUUGCAGUUCUCCCAGUUUAACACCAGAUGGAGUGGAUGGUUUAGCUAAUGGAGAGUUAAUCACAGAAGUACUUAAGACAAAGCUCCCAGAGCAUGGCAAGCCACUGCUAGAAGCAAUUUGGAAUGCAGAUCUCAAGGAGAGCUAUUCACUUAGAAGACAGACUUUGGAAAAGGAAUCUUUAGGGACUGAAUGUCUCUGGAAAGAUACCUCUCCACUGACUCUGUCAGUUGCAGAUAGUCCUCAAGGACUUGAUCAUUUAAGGUCAACGAAGAGUAAUGAUGGAAAUUCAAGUGACACUCACACUUUAUUGUCUUCCCACAUGCCUCACUGGACCUAUGAUGAAGGCGAACAACUAUUCUCAGGAAGUAACAGAAAACAGUGUGCAAGAGACACAUACCAUGAAACCACAUCUGCCUCUUUUCUGAAGCAAUCAUCCAAGGAAGAAUGCAUGCUGGAAGGUAGAAUUUCUUCGAAAGACAAACAUCUACCCAAAGGCACUUUAGAGUCCAAAGAGAGUCAGGCCCAAAGCUUUGCAAGAGCAAAAAAAUAUAUUUCUGAAUGUGGGUGUCAUAUCAAGGCUCCAUCAAAUACAACACAGGAUGAAAAUGCUAACCUCAGGACAGAUCCAUUCCCUAAAGGUGAUUACAUAUUCUAUGGCUCAGCUAUCAAGUUAAAAGAGCACAAGGAAAGUGAGAAGAACGAGACAGUCGGCAGGGUAAGAACCUCCACGGCUCAUGAACCAGAUGUUCCUCAUGAGAAACAUGAAGCUUUCCAGCAGCCAAAGGUCUGCUCUGAGCCUGAGAAAAUUCCUGCAAACCCACUGACACUCAGGGAGGCUCUGGAAGUUCACAAGCCUCAUUUUAUUUGCCGUUCUCAAGAACGGCUCAAAAAACUCCAACAGAUAAUACAACUGAGGAAAGCCCAGCAAGGUGAUGGUUCAUUAAAGAAACAAGGAGCUGAUACUUCUCACAAGCUUUCAUCAUCUUCCAUUACAAGUAAGAAGAAACAAUAUACCAUUCCUCAUCCUCUCAGUGAUAAUCUAUUCAAGCCAAAAGAACGGUUCAUUUCAGAAAAGGAGAUGCAUAUGCGAUCAAAAAGAAUUUAUAAUAAUCUGCCUGAAGUGAAGAAGAAACAAGAAGAGAAGCAGAAACGGGUUAUCUUACAGAGCAAUAGGAUGAGAGUUGAGGUGUUCAAAAAGCAGUUACUGGACCAGCUUCUUCAAAGGAAUACAGAAUGACUAAAGAUUCCCAGGAACAUCAUUCUGCUUGGACCUUGGAUGUCUUUGAUAAUUAAAAAGCCAUACAAAGAUAGCAUGACCUUAAUGACAUGGAGGCUUUAUUUGUUGUUAAAUCCAUAAACAAAGAUGAGAGAUUGAUUUUUUAAAAAACGAAAAUCUAGUUGUUUCUAGAAAAAUCACUGGAUUAUAUUCCAGUGGUCAAAAGCCAUGGAAAUAUCAACUUUAAAACAGUUUUAUGCAAUUGUUGAAGGCAACAAAGUAUUUAUGCUUUAAAAAGGUUUUUCAACCACAAAGCCAACUUUGUGUAUCAUACAUGCGGGCAUAUGUAAGCAUGCCUCCUGCAUAAAUAUGAUUCCCAUACAUCCCACUUAUUUAAGGCCUUCGAGUAUAAAUGUAGUGUUUUGAAUGGAAAGAAGAAUGUAUAUCAUUUUUGCUCUGGUUAGAAACUAGCUAAAAUACCAUUAUUGUCUAAUCAUUUCUGCAUUAGUUUUAAAUUAAUGGUUAACAUAGCACCGGGACCAAUAUUUUAGACCUCUGAAUGAGCAUAUUUCUAUUUUUAUAGUAAACCCAAAUAAGGUGGUUACCUGUUAUUGUAAAAACAGCCUUUUAAAACUUAGCUAACAAUUCCUCUGAAACAUGUUCUUUGCUAAACCAUAUAAUUUUGCUAGGCAUUACUUGGAGUGAUAUAUUUGUAGAAAUGGCAUUUAUUUAUUAUUGUUAUUUUGAAUGGCAUAAAUCUACAGAGUGGUAGUGACUAAAAAAAUUGAUUGUAUAAAGAUAACAUAAUGAAAAACAUCUGUAAUGUUUGCUUCAGAAAUAUUUGAAAAUUUUAUUUGUAC
Sceloporus undulatus (fence lizard) is the source of this 3236-nucleotide messenger RNA. RefSeq names its product chromosome 3 C10orf90 homolog (gene C3H10orf90). NCBI's taxonomy places the organism in Eukaryota, Metazoa, Chordata, Lepidosauria, Squamata, Phrynosomatidae. The transcript has 9 exons. Gene Ontology annotation, cellular component: centrosome; centriole; cytosol. The record is from RefSeq and is a predicted model, not a curated record. Bases 139 to 2397 code for a protein of 752 amino acids. Gene Ontology annotation, biological process: regulation of centriole replication.